ACCGCUUUGGCACCCUCAGCCUCUUCACUCGCUCUGUACAUUUUGGUGUUUUUCUUUUAACCAGCACUUUGUAUCUCGCGUACACAUCUAAAUCGUGCAAGGAUCUUAUACUCGCGUUUCGUGUAUAUCUGCACGAGAUUGAUCGAUUAGAGUUCGAGACGUCAUUUAUUCGUAGAUAAGAUGAGCAAGGACGACGAGUACGAUUACCUUUUUAAGGUUGUUCUUAUCGGCGACUCGGGGGUUGGAAAAUCCAACCUUCUCGGCCGAUUCACCAGGAACGAAUUCAACCUCGAAUCCAAAUCUACCAUUGGGGUUGAGUUUGCGACGCGAAGCAUAAACGUUGAUGGAAAGGUCAUUAAAGCACAGAUUUGGGAUACGGCUGGGCAGGAGCGGUACAGAGCUAUUACGAGCGCUUAUUACCGUGGAGCUGUCGGUGCUCUCCUUGUAUACGACAUUGCAAAACAACAAACCUACGAGAACGUGAACCGUUGGUUAAAGGAGUUGCGAGACCAUGCUGAUACCAACAUCGUUAUUAUGUUGGUGGGGAACAAGAGUGAUUUGAAGUAUGCAAGGGCGGUGCCAACGGAGGAGGCUAAGCAGUUUGCCACCGAAAAUGGUCUCUCUUUCAUCGAGACUUCUGCUCUGGAUGCGACAAACGUUGAGCUUGCGUUCCAAAAAAUUUUGACGGAAAUCUACCGAAUUGUUUCCAACAAGGCGCUCGAAUCGGAAAACAACGAGCGUGGCGCAGGGCCUGGAGCUGGGCAGACCAUCACCGUUGCUCCAACAGACACGAAUGCUCCGAAAAAGGCGGGAGGAUGCUGCUAGAUUGGGGGAUCUGUGUGCUGAUCCUUGUGCGUUUGUGUGUGGUUUAAAACUUUUCUCUAUAGUGUUAGCGAAUAUUGCCAAGUCUUUUUCUACCUUGCGUGUUUCUUUGGAAGGGGUGCAUGUGCAAAGAGUUUGACUGGACACUUGUGCUAGGGAGUGGAAGUGGGAGAUCGUCAUCUCCUUCUUGUUCAAUGGAUGGCUUGCGGGCGCCCGGUGCAAAUACCUGUAAUUGCGCCAGGUUUGCCAGUAUUCUCAAAGCUAGAACCGCUUGAUGCAGUUCCAAC
This is a messenger RNA of Spizellomyces punctatus DAOM BR117, 1109 nucleotides long. RefSeq names its product small GTP-binding protein domain. Gene Ontology annotation, molecular function: GTP binding; GTPase activity. Gene Ontology annotation, biological process: exocytosis. The transcript is spliced from 6 exons. The record is from RefSeq and is a predicted model, not a curated record. Gene Ontology annotation, cellular component: recycling endosome. The coding region runs from base 181 to 825 and encodes 214 amino acids. Lineage: Eukaryota; Fungi; Chytridiomycota; Chytridiomycetes; Spizellomycetales; Spizellomycetaceae.